CUUGUCACACUAAGAUACGUGGCUAAAGCUGACUUUUUCUCUGAAGUUGGGGAUUUGCACAGGAUUUCGAGGUCAUCUGUGUGCCGUAUAAUUCAUAAUGUUUGCUAUGCUAUCAAUGCAACCAUAGACAACAUAGACUUUCCGGAAAGGGUGUGUGAAAUGCGAUCCAUCAAAACGGAUUUUCAUCAAAUUGCUCACAUACCAAACUGCAUCGGUGCUGUUGAUGGGACGCUCAUUCCAAUAAAAGGAAUGACUGGCCCCGAGGAAUUUGCGUACGUUUGUAGGAAAAACUUUCACGCAUUAAACAUCCAAGCGGUAGCUGAUGCCAACAUGAGAUUCCUACACAUCAAUGCCCGCUACCCUGGAUCAACACACGAUGCAUACGUGCUCACAAACUCCGGACUUCCUGAUCGAGUCCAGUCUCUUCCAGAGGGUGGCUGGUUGCUCAGGGACUCAGGAUACCCAUUACGCACGUGGUUGCUGACUCCCUAUCAGUCCCCAAGCAACAGGCGGGAGGAGAAAUUCAAUGACAGCCAUGGAAAAACAAGAGUGGUGGUUGAGAGGGCAUUUGGCGUUUUAAAGGCUAGGUUUAGGUGCUUACAUCAGUCUGGGGGUGUUCUUCCAUUUUCGCCAAUUAAGUGCUCCAGAAUAAUAGAAACAUGCUUCAGACUUCAUGACAUUGCAUUGAAAGGAAAAAUUCCAUUACAAGACAGAGGACGAGUAGUGAAUUACCACCAAAACAUGUUGUUUGGGGACAACGCACCUGUUCUGGCUAAUCAGACAAGAGAGCAAGUUGCAAGCUUGCUUUGA
Magallana angulata is the source of this 810-nucleotide messenger RNA. Its product is annotated as putative nuclease HARBI1. The coding region runs from base 160 to 810 and encodes 216 amino acids. The record is from RefSeq and is a predicted model, not a curated record. Lineage: Eukaryota; Metazoa; Mollusca; Bivalvia; Ostreida; Ostreidae. The transcript is spliced from 4 exons.